AUGGCGAGCAAUAUUGGAGCUAUCCAGUCCGCAGUUCUGCACCUAAUGCCAACUCAGACGAGGAAAACGAAGACGUCCAUAGAUUUAGUCAUCUACAAGUGGAUGUGUUACAAUGACCGACGACGUUCCGGUGCUUCAGCUCCGACCCACCCGAACCGACGCGGCUCGAACGGCAGGGCUGAGGUGGACCCCCCCUCCCCACACAAACACACCCCCAGCUGCCGAGCGCAUCCCCCCCGGCCUGCGAGUCCGCUGUGCUGGCUGCUGUGGAGUCAGCUGCUUCCUGGGCGCCAUCGGUGGAGGCUUCCUCGCAGGGCGAAGCAUCUUGAUGCCCAUGGGCAUCGCACAUUGAAUGAGAGCUCAUCAUCAGACAGAGGAGCUUCAGCAGAGACCGGGACCAGCUGUCCUGCAGCGCUAACCAAGUCUUCACCUGCACUCCUGCUGCACACUCAGCAGGUUUCCAUGUCAAAGUCGGCUCAGAUGCCGCUGUCCAACAUCUCUGUGCCAAAGCCCUCCAUCUCCAGGGUUCCCAGCAGCAUGGAGGGCAUCAACCAUGAGCUGGAGAAGGUCUUCAUCAAAGACAACGGAGAAAAGGAGGAGCUCAAGUCCCUAGAGGUCCCAGACGGCCGUCGGGCCCCCUUCCCCCCACAGCAACGCAGCAGCAGCUCCCGCAGCGCAGACACUCAGACCCCAUCAGGCCCGGGCCGAUCCAGCAGCUGCUCCAGCCUGUCGCCGUGUCCCUCCCCAGCCUGCCCACCAGGAUCCCACGACGGUAGCCCGUACUCGACAGAGGACCUGCUGUACGAGCGGGACAAAGACAGUGGAAGCAGCUCUCCUCUGCCUAAGUUCGCCUCGUCGCCUAAACCCAACAACAGCUACAUGUUCAAACGGGAGCCUCCUGAGGGCUGUGAGAAGAUCAAAGCCUUUGAGGAGAUGAGCUCCAGACAGUCUGCAUCGCCCUCUGCCCCCCUCUUCUCCUGCCCCGACAAAAACAAGGUUAACUUCAUCCCCACAGGCUCCGCCUUCUGCCCCGUCAGACUCCCCGGCUCCCUGCAACUGGCUGCGGCCCUGGAGCCCGGCCAGGACGGCACGGCGGCCUCGCAUCCACAGGGGGCGUCCUCGCUCCAAGGCGCCCCCGCUCAGGUCUCCACGAGCACCAGCACAGACGACCCCCCCGAGGAGCCCUCACCCUCAGAGACUGCAGAGCCCGAGCAGGACAGCUAAACCUGAACAGAGCUGGACUCUGUCUCCUGGCCCCUCCUAGUGAGCACCACAACCCACUGUCCUGGCGGGGAGGGGGGGACGCUCUUUGUGCUGACCCUCUUCCGAUCCCUUCUGUCUCUGCAUGACACAGCAACCACGUUCCCCGAGCUCCACCCCAAUGACUCCACCUAGACUCGCGCUCUGUGCUGCAGAAAGCCCGACUGUCUGCGUGAACGCAGCCGGGGGGUGGGGGGUGGGGCAUGCAUCUUAAUGUGGUAGUAUAUUUCUGAUUAAGUUAUAUGUUCAAUUCUGUUCUCACUGUACAAAUAAGCUGCAGACAUAUAUAGAUAAAUAUAUAUAGAAAGAGAUAUAUAAAUACAUUAUGAAGUGUGCUAGGAAGACUGCUGGGUCACUGAUCUGGCUAUAGAGGGAAUCAUCUGCCCCACCGAGUGCAGUGCCCCCUGCUGGUGACUUUAGCACACACUGACCGGGGCAGCUCCUCCUCCUCCUCCUGCUGCUUGUGAUAAAAACUCUCUGUGGAGAAGGUCAAGAGAGGACCGAUUGGAGAUGCAGCAUUUGUGAACAUCUGUAGUUAUUCUUAAUUGCAGCAACUGCUUUUAGUCGAACGGGACCACGGAGCUGCAGAUGCUGCACACUCACAGUUUUAGAGGGGUUGAACUCUCCGACCCGUGUGGAUUAAGAAUCUCUCUUUCAGGAUGUCUGUAAUGAAGUGUGCUGCAGGAAAUACAAAGUUACAGAUUAAUCUCAUGAAAAUGAAACAUCUAUAGUUCAGGUUUUACUCAUGAUUGUUCAAAUUUGAUAUAAUCAGAACAAAUCUCAGUUCAAAAUGAAACUGCAACCAUGGACCAGUCAGAGUGAAAACGUUUAGCUGAUGUUCGCUUCAUUGCAAGCAUUUUUUGUUCAUGUUUUUGAUGUUUAACACACACGUUUCUUCAUCAUUCAGACAUCUGUAGUUAAAAAUUCCACCAACGGAAAGUUCUGUCUAAUAUGAGGUUUCUGGUCUUGUUUGAGAGCUUCAGAUCUCCGUGUUUCUGUGCGUCCGCUCGGCAUCCAGCUCUAUUCCGUAGCCAUUCCAAGUCAAACCAUUCCCGGCACCUCAUCCUCUGAAGGAGGGUGGAAGUAGGACCAGCAGGCAGCUCCGAGGAAAACCCACAAAUCAAAAAUAGCCUGCGGAGGUUGUGUUCCUGCCCCCCGCCCCCCACCCCGUGCACCUUUACGCACUAUGGCAAUAAAUCUGGUUGUCUGGUCCA
Messenger RNA from Oryzias melastigma (Indian medaka), 2474 nucleotides. It is a transcript of the gene glcci1a, whose product is annotated as glucocorticoid induced 1a. Gene Ontology annotation, biological process: podocyte development. Bases 1 to 1224 code for a protein of 407 amino acids. Gene Ontology annotation, cellular component: cytoplasm. The record is from RefSeq and is a predicted model, not a curated record. The transcript has 8 exons. NCBI's taxonomy places the organism in Eukaryota, Metazoa, Chordata, Actinopteri, Beloniformes, Adrianichthyidae.